Molecule: messenger RNA, 5639 nt
Organism: Varroa destructor (honeybee mite)
Lineage: Eukaryota; Metazoa; Arthropoda; Arachnida; Mesostigmata; Varroidae
Product: signal peptide peptidase-like 2A
Biological process (GO): membrane protein proteolysis
Cellular component (GO): lysosomal membrane; lumenal side of endoplasmic reticulum membrane; cytoplasmic side of endoplasmic reticulum membrane
Molecular function (GO): aspartic endopeptidase activity, intramembrane cleaving
Source: RefSeq, a predicted model, not a curated record
UGGACUCACACUGCGUGAUACGACGCUCCAUUACUAAAGGGAAAGGCAAUUCGGUCCCUCGCAGGACAUUACUGCUGACAGUGAUCUUCCCCUGGUGGAGGACAUCAUCAAGCGUAGCAACAGUAGUGUUCGCUUUUCGUCUGCUGCAAUGUUAUUGCCCUGUUGAUGUUGGUAGUUCGUGGUCAGUCGCUGAGGGUAGUAGAAACCAGGUGAUUGUGCUGGAGGCAGUGAACAGCGCUCCGUUUUGUCGUGCGGUUUUUCCUGUGCAAGUUGCUUGUGGCUCUGUACUGUGUUGUUGCGGCUUAGCGGCUUUUUUCAACGUGAUCAUCGUCCUGCCAAUUGCCCAGUGGCGUAAUCCGAAAUGCACGACUAGUGGAGUAGCGCUCGAUUAGGCCCCCUAGACUAUAUCUGACAUCCUCCAUACAUCCACAUAAUUACCUAAACAAGGGGAUCUGGUCCGAGUGCUGUGCCGUCAUUCCAAGUCAAAAAUGCAAGGCAAAUCUGUGAGAUUUGGUUUUGCCUUCUUUCUGCUGAAACAACACAGGUGUUUCAUCAGAGGGUAAACUAACGCAGCAGGCGUCUUACCUUAAUCUAGCAGUGUUAUCUUCGCAUCGUUUGGUGUGCCGUUGCUUGAAGUCUUUGUAACGGUUGCCGCUGAUCCACUCGAUCAACACCACUAGUGGAUGUCGAAUUCUAUAAGUGAUAUUGGAGGAACGCUGGGCAAUGAACUGAAUAAACCACGGGUACUAAGUCGGAAAAUCGGGUGCCCUGAAUAUGUUAUUGGAAUUGUCUAUGGUGCAACUGUGUGCCGCAAAAUCCAAGUAUGCUGUUCUUAAAGCAAAAACGGCUCAUACAUCGCAACAUUUCUGCAUGAUAUAUUUUCCCGAAUUCAAAAAGCUGCCAUCUUCAGCAGAGUCUGCGGUUCCCAUCGGCCUAGUCAACGCUACAACGUACGAUAGCUGUAACGAGUUGCCUGUGAAUUUCAAACGAGAAGCUGCAUUGACUCGGUCGACGAAUGUUUGCCCUGUUGAACGAACCAUUGUUCACUUUAAAAAAGCAAACGCUACUGCGCUUAUUAUGGCCUCCAACAAGGUCAAAUUUGAGCCAAUUAAGGUUGAGGUCAAUGAGACCCGUGAGCUCGACAUCGUCGUUGGCUAUGUCUCCGAAAACACGGCCAGCGCCCUCAUCAACCUUCUAUCAUUACCUGGUGGCGCCGUAGAGGUGUGGAUGUUCGCUUGUUCCGAAUCACCAUUAGACUACUCGCUUGUAGUUAUUUGGUUUAUUGCGGUAUUCACCGUGGCUGUUGGAGCGUUCUGGAGCGGACGCGUUCGCCUUGAGCUUUUCAUUCUUGAACAACAACAACGCGGACCAGACUGCCGGUUUCUCAAUAACGGAAACGGCACAUCGACGAACGGAUUUCAAGAGAAUAAGAUCUCACAAAGCGGCUCACUUCAGGGUUAUUCAGUCGACAAUGGGGCAAUGCUGGCUGGUGGCGUUCAGGAGGAGAGUUCACUCGACGUUUCCCCUUUGCUCGUAUCUCUGUUCGUUGUCUGCAUGGGUGCCAUGCUUAUCCUUUUAUAUUUCUUCUUUCAGUACCUCGUCUACUUUAUUAUUGGCAUGUUCGCAAUUGCAUCGGUGACUUCACUAAUCGGCGUUCUGGAGCCCGUCAUAAAUCGCAUUCCUAUAGGAACUACCAAAAUCCCCCGUCGUCUCCUGCCAUGUUUUUACGGGUCAUUGCAAAUACGCCAUGUGUUUCUUAUCGUCUUUGCCAUUGCUCUAACAGCUGCAUGGCUUCUCUUGAGACAUAAACCGUGGUCCUGGGCACUGCAGGAUCUCCUCGGUGUGGCGUUUUCGUUAAACAUGCUACGCACAUUGCGGCUGCCAAAUCUUCUGAUCUGCUCGGUUCUUCUAGUACUGCUCUUCUUCUAUGAUAUCUUUUUCGUGUUCGUAACGCCUUUCUUAACUAUGAAGGGCGAGUCGGUAAUGGUCGAGGUGGCCAGGGGCGCGGCGGACACGCAGGAGCAAUUGCCUAUGGUACUUCGUGUGCCUCAUCUGGGAGCAGAUCCGCUCAAUGUCUGUUUCUCACAGUUUUCGCUUCUCGGCUUCGGGGAUAUCCUCGUACCUGGCCUUCUCGUGUCCUACUGCCACGCCUUUGACCUUCUCCACCACCGGCAGGAUCAGCAACGACCUCCCGCAACGUCCGGCUGUUGCUGUUGCUGCACCACCUCAUCUACUAGCAGACUCUACUAUAUCGUCUCUGUAGUCUUUUACGGGAUCGGGCUGAUGGUGACCUUUGUAGCACUAUAUUUGAUGGAAACCCCGCAGCCCGCGCUACUGUACCUCGUGCCAUGUACAUUGUUGCCAGUUGUCCUGGUGGCUGCGUGUCGCGGGGAGCUGCGAGCCAUGUGGCGGGGCAAUUUCGGGGGCCCAGCUGUUUCCCACAGUCAUGGACUUGCAAACGGUGGUGUCAUUGGCAGCACUUGUGCUGGACAACGACCCCCAAACCACUCAGCACUACCGCCGUAUGGAGCAACAGAAACUGACCCUGCGCCCAUCUAUCAGACAGAUUCAACGAUGAUUCACAAUUAAAGUCAAAAGGAUUCACUUGUUACAAAAACACACGAAACAAGGUUUAAAAGGCGAGUAUGGGCCAUUGGGCAGGCAGCUGCAGUGAUCACUGUCAUCAAGGCUCCUUCAUCUGACAACGGGCCAGUAACUGAUCUGAUAUGAAUGAAUGGUACGAUCCUCAUCAAAUCGAAGAAAUUCGAGCCUUCCCUUCUCCCUUUGAGCUUCAUUACCAUAAUUAUCACCAUCACCACUACUAACACGACAGGCGAAGCUCAGUAGUUUGAGUAUACGAGCGUAGAUGCUGUGUAUGAUCUUACUUGUACGGCAAUAACCGUUAAUUGCCGUUGUGUCGGCUCGGGUCGAGCUGUCCGAUGAAUUAAUGCUGGAAAGUCGUAUCCAGACAUUAAAAGGGAAUUGAGUGCUACGGUUACCGCUGUAGGUACGAACAAAAUGCAACAGUUUUCAUUUUAAAAUGCAUUACUGUAGAAGUCUUGAUUUCCUAGAUAUACAAUUUACAUCUAAUAGUCUCAAAGAUUGAUUCUACUGCCAUUUAUUUCUUAUAUCUAGCUUUCAAACUGACGAUGAUAACAGCUUGCGUUUGCUGACUAAAUUGCGUAAACAAGAAUAUGAGUACACGAAUAUUCAUGUGAUUUCUGAAUAACGACGUCGUCUGAAAAUAUCUUUGCACCACGACAAUAUCUGAUUUAGACCUUCAAUACUUGUUUAUAAUGUGCUAUACGUUAUGUGAAAUAGGUGCAAUUUUUCCAACAUUGAAGGUUUUGUUUAAAACAGAGCUCAUUUUACACCAGCCAAGCUUAAUCCAAAUAUAUUUCAUAUUUGUAUUACUCGAAUAGUCUACAAUCGCUCUAAGCGAUUUUCAACACACUCGCGACAGGUCUAUGAGGUCUGCAGUCUGAACCAAUCAGUAGAAUUAUUAUUAUACACUGUGAAUGAACUGGGCGUGACUUUGUAUUUAAGGACAGAUAUCUGUGUAGACAAAUCAUGUCUAUAAAUUUACUCUAGGAUUUGCAUAAAACUCUAUUCAUUAUUCUUUUAGAAAUCAUAAACACUUUAGACGAUUAAAUUUAAUGGAUUGUAUCUCGUAUUUCAGUCAGUAGUUCGUGUCAUUCUGCACAAUUUAACUCUUGUCGCCGAUCGUUUCAAAGCCAAUGCCCUGCUGCUGUCGAGGAGAAGCGAAUGAUACAUAACACUGAGUGCCGCAGUAGUUAUUAUGUUGGGUACAAUUCAUAUUUGAAGACAUAAUUUUUAUGACUUUAUUAUUAGAACCUCAUUUUGACACUAAGUACUGAACGCUGGCGGAAAAUGUGUUGCCCCCUGUUUUUUAAAAUAACAUAACAUGUGUUUAAACUCGUAUAGUGACAUACAAAAUUAUGAUCAAAAACCUCACGUGAAUGUAUUAGUUUGAAUACAACGGGUGUGCUAUGUUUUGCUCAGGCGAAAAAUUAAACUUCGUUUGUUUUAAUUUAACUAUGCGAUGCAUCUUUUUGAGGCUUUUCAAAAUCCUAAAAGUUUCGAAAUUUUGACAAUUUAAUCUGGGCAAGUUAAACAGAUAACUGAAGAUGAAGUUAAAUGUCUUGGUCCUUACUGAUUUUAUAUAUGAAGAAUUGGCUAUGAUUGCAGUCAGCGUUAGUCUGUAUGUUUUUUUCACUGUUUUGUUCAUACUAAUGACGGUAGUUAUUUAAAAAAAACGUGAUUUUUGGAAAAAUAUCGACAUGAAUAUGUAGUUAUUAUGUCAAAUGUGGGGUUAGGGAAGGUUGGAUUAGGCGUAAUGAUUAAGCAAAUGUGCUUUUUAGGAAUGCAGCUUUUCCGAUAAGACAUCCAUUGACCAUAAAUUUGUAAAAAAGUAUUGGACACCAGGGAUUGACUACCCCUGUACAUACUGAUGCGUAAAUAUUUAGCCGAAUAGAGUAACAUUUUGAAAGAGCUAUUGUCUCGAUGACAGAGUGGAGCAAGUGAACAGUUAUAUAUAGUUUGCAAAUCUAUAUUAUUCAGACGCAUGAAAUGACAGAAACGAAUACAUACAGACACUCAGUACACUCAUUUUACGAUGAAAAGCAUGAUGACGGUCUGUUUGAAUGUGAUGCAAUGAGUUUUACGCGAUCCUUUCAUACCUCCAUUACAAAGUUGUCAUUUUCGCCUCGUUGACCCUUGAUUUUCCAUCACGUGACAUACGCCAUCGUCACCGUCCGUGAUUGCAUGCAUAAUCACAAUGUUAAUAAUUAUAGCCACGCCAUCUAUAUAUAUGAACCAACUUCUCACCUGAAUCUUUUCAAAUUGUUUAUUGAAAUGAGAAUAACGUAAAUAAAACGACAAAAAGCAUGUCUCUUUUAUUUUUGAAAAGAAAGUAAAAUGUUUGACUUCAAGAUCCACUGUUCUUGUUAAUACUAGUUAUCAGCAUGGUGAUGUUAGAGAUAACGUGAACAAACUAAUUAUAAAAACUUUAAUCACAGUAGUUGUGAUCGCUAUGCUGUUCUUGCAAAACACGGUGUCAUAUAAAUGUGACUAAAGAUCUAAUUAAAAAUAUAUGUCGAUAUGUUAAAAAUAUGUCGAGCAAGUAUGCUCGUUUAAUAAGGGUUCCUACAGUUAAGUACAGUAAGGGUUUAAUACGGGUUAGUACAGCGAGUAAGAGGAGCGGAGAAAAGUAAAUUAAAGUAGAUGGAAUACUUCAGCAAUCAUAAAUACAGUUUUUAUUAUUAUGCGUGUCGUUAUUGUUACUGAAGGGGUGUACAGGGAAGGAUAUGCAAAUUUGACUCUAUGAACGUCAACGUACCAAAAAACUACUUACCACCUGCUAAUUAAAUGGACUGAAAACAAUGAUGGAAAUGAAAACGUACAUUUGGGGUGAUAAAGUAGAUGCUGGUGAUAGAAACAAAGUGUUUGGUUGAAACAGUGAGGAAAAAAUUGCAGGGAACGUUGGCCGACGCCUCGGCCGCCCUGUCCAUUUUCAAUGUAGUUCUACAUAGAAACCGAUUUGUUUCUUCUGUAUAAUACAUUCACAUCACUACAAUGAUAAGUAAAAAUGCCAUCACAACAACUGUCAUAUAUAUAUA